Molecule: messenger RNA, 1069 nt
Organism: Thamnophis elegans (Western terrestrial garter snake)
Lineage: Eukaryota; Metazoa; Chordata; Lepidosauria; Squamata; Natricidae
Gene: LLPH
Product: LLP homolog, long-term synaptic facilitation factor
Exons: 3
Coding region: 116-469 (117 amino acids)
Biological process (GO): dendrite extension
Cellular component (GO): nucleolus
Molecular function (GO): RNA binding
Source: RefSeq, a predicted model, not a curated record
CCGAAGCUUUUCAAUUCCGGAAGAAGCGCAGUGCGCAGGCGCUCGUUACAGUCGCGUCCGGCGGAAGCGGGGCGUCGAGAGUCACCCAGCGCCGCGUGCCCAGAAGCAAACAGAAAUGGCAAAGAGCCUAAGGAGCAAAUGGAAAAGAAAAAUGCGAGCAGAGAAGAGAAAGAAAAAUGCUCCCAAGGAACUGGCCAGGUUGCAGAGCAUUCUGAAAGCCAACAGUGAUGUUGUAAUGGAUGAAGUGAAGGAAGUAGUAACUGUGGUUCCUGCUGAGAAGAUCUUAGAGAAAAAGGAUUCAGAUGAUGGAAGUAAGAUGGACAUGGAUGUUAAAAGAAAUCAGAAAACUCUUCUAGAUCAACAUGGACAAUAUCCAGUAUGGAUGAAUCCCAGGCAGAGAAAAAAGCUGAAGUCAAAACGUGUCAAAGGAAAAAAUAAGUCUAAAGCACCAAAAGGAUUAACGUGGUAGACUCUGGUAAAUGUUAAGAAAUUAAAGGGGAUGGGGAGAACUUAAUGGUUUAUGUCAUCAGUCCUAAAGAGUAUUAUUUUCUUGUUUCAGAUGUUCAGGCUCAUUUAAUAAAGUUCCAAUUAUCUUUGUACAAACGGGACUAUAAUUAUGCUAUAAUUAAACCUAGAUACCUUCCAAUGGCAACCAAAUUUCUAUCAAAUGCUUUAAAAUUUAGUUGUUUUAGCUUUACAGAAAAGCAAAUGUGUUAAUAGGGUGUAGCAAAAAAAAAAACAACAGCUGAGUUUUCAAGGUCUUAAAAAAAAGAAUCCUUUUAUAAAGUAAGAUAUCAUGAAUCAGUCAGUCUUUAUAUGUUUGUUCACUAGUAAAUCUUUAAUGUGCUACAAGAUUCUUGUUCAUUCAUUUCAGUGAAACUUAGUUCCAACUGAUUGUUGGAUUAUUCUCAACAGAACUAAAUACUUCAUUUUUGAGCCUAUUGCAACAAUUUCAAAUGUAUCUGGUAGAAAUAUACUUAUUUUGUUCUAAUUUUUCAUUCUUAAAUAUCUUUUAAAAUAUGUUAUAUUUAAUUUAAUAUCUAAUACUAAUAAAGCCAAAGUCAACAUA